AUGUCCGAUGGCCAAAUGUCCGAGAAACGUGCGGCUUCGAAAAAUGGGUGGCGCUACAGGCGCGUUGGUGGCGCUUCUGGAGUUCCAGUGAUAUCGAUGAGCGUCACACCACAUGUCUCCGAUGCAUACCUGACGCGGUUGACGCAGGCAUCCCAGCCCAGUGCUAUCGUCUCAGCGCUCGCCACGUCGCAGAGACGGAAGAAGAAGCAUGUGCUGAGUCACAGCUUACAUCCGCUUUUGCUUCUUGCCACCACAUCGAUGGCGCGCCCUGUCCCCAAGGCCGAGAUGGCGCUUCUUCUGCGCUCACUGCGCGACCCGAUGGCGCCCGAUUCCUGCUGUGCGAUCGUGAUGAAGGGUGUCUCACAGCAAUGUUUUCUGCAGCUCGACACCGGCGGGCGGGCCAAGUUCGCGCCGCUUCUACGCGCGCUGGUGCAGAUGCUGACUAAGCAGCGCACGGAGCCCGAGUUCCACGCGCUGUACGCGAAGCUGACGACAUGCACGUGCCCGCUGAGUGUCCGGCGGAUGAACUGCCAUGGGCUGCCCGUGGAGGCACUCACGAUGGACGACAUGCUCGGGGCUUUCCUCUGGGAGGUCUGUGGCCAGAUUUCGAAUUUUGUGAACCACCGCGAAGCAGGGAAGUACCGGCACACCGUCCCCGGCUUGUCCCCCGAUGAGCAGCCGUGGCCCAGCAAUGCACAGGACAUCAUCCACACUCCCGGCGCCGAGUUCGCCGUCCUCGUCUCCCUCCAGAACUGGUUCAACCCCCGCCCCGCGGGCUAUGGGGUGUUCACGCUAAUCGCUGCAUUCGCCACCUUCCACUCCAAGUUCGCCGAGACAGUCUUCAAAGUCCCGCUCGUGUUUCGGCUCGCCCUGCAGCACAUCGUUCGCAUCUCCGAGCAGCCCGGCUUGCAAACCACCGGUCCGCUUAACAAGCGCUGCUUCACGCUGUGGGCUCCCCUAGUCUCGAUCAUCGUCGGCUUCAUCUCUGGACUCCGGCGUGUCGAGCACACCUUCAUGAUGGAGUGGACCGUCGACAACAUCGCUAUACUGGCUAAAGCUGCCAGGAAACUGCUGCCCGUUGUGAAGCGCGAGAUCCGCCACCACGCCCAGCUGCCCGACUGCGUGGACUUCUUCGAGAUGGUCCUCCGUCUCAACGCGAGCAUCGGCCCGGACGGCACAAUUAACGUGCCAGAGGUGCCGCCGACCAUCGCAGCGUAUCACGGUGCGUAUGUUGAGAUGGCGGAGGUGCGCCUGCGGAGCCAGUGUCUCUUUGUUAAUUGUCCACAUGACGGGCCCGGGGCGGCGACGGACCGCGCAACCCAAGUGUGUUCCGGCUGCGGUGUCGUUCGAUAUUGUUCGAAAGAUUGUCUGCGUGCCGCAUGGACCGACUCCGCGCUGCCCCACAAACCGCUCUGCAAAGCCAUCAAGCAGCUGCGCGCUGCCACCCACCUCACUAGCGACGCAAUAUUCCUCAUCACACUACGCAAACGCGAUGCCGCCGCAUUCGUCGCGCACUGCACGCAGCUGGGUAUCGACAGUACUCCUGCGCGUGCCGUGGGGGACAGGAUGACCGCGCUGAAGAAGGCGAAGCUGGAGGCGAACGAGAAGCGCUGGGCGGCGGAGGGCGGUGGGUGUCCCGGGUGUGGUGGCACGGCGUGCACUCACACGGCGGAGGAGCUUGGUGCGGGCAUCGACGGGCGUGAGCCAGCGCCGGAUGGGGAGUUGUUCAUGUUGCCCGAGAUCAACAUGAAGUACCGCAGCGCAAACGAAGAGUAG
Mycena indigotica is the source of this 1776-nucleotide messenger RNA. Its product is annotated as MYND-type domain-containing protein. The record is from RefSeq and is a predicted model, not a curated record. Bases 1 to 1776 code for a protein of 591 amino acids. NCBI's taxonomy places the organism in Eukaryota, Fungi, Basidiomycota, Agaricomycetes, Agaricales, Mycenaceae. The transcript is spliced from 4 exons.